Messenger RNA from Exaiptasia diaphana, 3658 nucleotides. Its product is annotated as hormone-sensitive lipase. Gene Ontology annotation, cellular component: cytosol. Bases 463 to 3090 code for a protein of 875 amino acids. Lineage: Eukaryota; Metazoa; Cnidaria; Anthozoa; Actiniaria; Aiptasiidae. Gene Ontology annotation, biological process: triglyceride catabolic process; cholesterol metabolic process. The transcript has 8 exons. The record is from RefSeq and is a predicted model, not a curated record. Gene Ontology annotation, molecular function: triacylglycerol lipase activity; sterol ester esterase activity.
CUUCGGAUUUACCAGUAUUUCAAAUAUCUUCAAUUCCUCCUGUUGGAUUCAGCGCAUAAUUGAACAAAUUUUAGUAUCCAAUCGUAUGAUUGCAUAUUUGAGCCCGCGAUCUCUUGUUUAUCUCUAAAGACCCGGUAAUUGUAAGUUCUACUUUGUUUGAUUCGAAAAUAUUUUCGUAAAGUUGUGGUCCUGUUGCGACAAAUUAUGUUUAAAACGUUGUAAUAAUGGUCGAGGAAAAAUGAAGUCCUUCAUAAUGAUUACAGAGAUGAUAAGUGAACCAGGGUCGACAAUGUAAUUGAAUUUGGUCAUCAUCUGGCUGAAUCUUUCUUGGACGCCAUCGAUUUGACUUAAAAAAUCAAAAAGCUGUAAUUGUAUGGAUCCUAUGUUUAGAUAACGUGAUUGCUUUGUCACUUAAGUCUUAAAUGCAUUAUUCUGUUAAAUCGACGUCGUAAAGCGUGAAAGAUGUCAGUGUCUUCAGCUAGUUCUGAUGCCGGGUCGACACAUAGCAGUCGAGGCUGCAUUUGCCCAGUUAACGAAGAAAGGAAAGAUUUUGACACUUUUCCGUUACUUUUUACACAUUUGAAACGAAGUGUAGACAACAAUCUUGCUUACUUCGGUAAGUACACUCAUAAAUCCGUGUACAAGAGGUUUUAUGACGCGUUUGAAAGAGUUCUGGAGACGAUGGAACCGCUCGAAGAGAUGGCUGUUUACAUUGCACAAAGAGUAACUAUGUUUGACUAUAGUCCUCAAGCUAAAGGAAACGGCUACAGGAGCUUGUUACGUCUACUGCAACACUGUAUUCGAGCAAUAACUGAGCUUACGUAUUACUGUCAAAGACAUCGCGAUCGAUUUUACUUUAGAUCACAUCACUACUGCCUUGAAAUUGAAGCCCAUGCAGACCUUUUCACUAGAACCAAGGAUUUGCUGAACUAUGCGAUAACAUGUAUGAAUGAAAGUAAGGAGGGAGAACUAUUUCCUGAGGCUAUCGAUUCUAGAGUCAUGAUAGAAGCAGAGAUGAUGGAUAGAGAGUGUUUUUAUGGAAGAACGCUUGGUUUUCAGUAUCGACAGGGAUUACGCCAAUUUCUGAUGACGGUUUGUGUUGCUAUGGCAUCCUUUGCUGAGGGUUAUCAUCGUCACAAGUCCAGCCCUUUUGCAUGCAUGACUACAUCUGUACUGCAUAGUGGAAAAUACACAGUCAAUCCUGAGUUGAGGGCAAAAAUGAUAGUUAAAUUAACACAGAAAACUAACAUGGAAUUCUGUAAAGCAUUUUGGAGUUUAACAGAAGGCUUUGGGCUUCAGCAUUUUCCAUUGUUUGUUUGCCCUGCACUGAAAGUCAACACUCUGUUCCACAUACCUGCUGAAGCAAUAGAAAUUAUAACAGAGAAAGGAGAGGUUGUCCACGUAGCACCACCAUGUUCCUGGUCUGGACUUGCACCAGUACAAGUUAGAUUAAUGUCAUAUGAAUGGAGAGAAGGGCAGAUAAAAGAAGGAGGCGGGCACCACAACAGCUCAAAGGUCAAACCCAAGUCAAAAGGUUUGAUUUUUCACAUUCAUGGUGGAGGUUUUGUGUCGCAAUCAUCCAAAUCUCAUGAGAUGUAUUUGCGUGUUUGGGCCCGAGAGAUGAAUGUUCCUAUAAUAUCAGUGGACUACUCCCUUGCCCCUGAAGCUCCUUUCCCACGGGCGUUGGAGGAGUGCUUCUUUGCAUAUGCCUGGGCUGUGAAGAAUGCUGAUAAGCUGGGAACCACAGCUCAGUACCUUUGCGUAGCAGGAGAUUCAGCAGGUGGAAAUCUUAGCGUUGCUGUAUGUAUGCGAGCAGCCGAAUAUGGAAUCCGCAGGCCAGAUUCUUUGCUGACCGCAUACUCGCCUUUUAAUGUCCAGUAUGUACCAUCACCAUCGAGACUGCUCAGCCUUCUCGACCCACUCCUUCCGACCGGUAUUCUGUCUGCGUGUCUCGGGGCCUACGCAGGUCUCGGAAAGUCUCCUUUUGAAGAAUGCAUGAAAACACCAGCAAACUCUCGCCUGAUCAACAAAUCGUCUUCUAUGCCAGUUGAUAUCAACAAAACCCGACCCAAUUCCUUCCUAGAGAAAUUCAAGCGUGUUAGCAAGUCCCCAAGGUCAUGUGAUGCAAGUCCUGUUAAGGAGGAAGAACUGAGCUUUGACAGUUUUCAUAGUUGCCCCAGCUCACCGUUACACUCCGCGAACUCAUCUCUGAAAAACCAUGUACAAUCGUGUGUCAACCACCAUCAUGAGAACUCUGGUGAAUAUAUGGAUGCUUUUCAUUCUAGCGGGCAAAAUAAGGCAUACGUAAUCAAUGGGCGUUCCCCAGAAUGCCGAGGUGCUGGCUGUAGAAAAGUGGAAUCUUCUUCGCAGGAAUUUCAUUCAUCAAACGAAAAUCACGAUUUUAACAUUAAUAUGAAGAGUGAAAACAAACAUGCAGAUUUGAACUGUGUCGAUGGACACCACGCAAGCCUUCAUAUGGAAAGCAAUCGUCUAUUAAAGCUUAACUUAGARGACAACAAAGAAGUCUACGUCUCGCAAAAAAUUUACGAUCCCUUGGGAGACGAGUAUGGACACACCGAAGUCCAGUACACUCGCGGUAGUGAAGAGUGUCACGUGGUAAAUGUCGUAGAUCCAAAUCAGUCUCCUUGCGGUGAUACCAUAAUCCUCCCUGUUGAAGAYUCAUUCACUCCUAUUGGGACUCCACCAAUCGAGGAAGUUGAGCACUUAGCGGUCAACCAUGUUGUCAAGUCACGGUCUAUGUCAGAAGUGUCCCUACCUAUUGCUAAGAAUCCGUAUAUGUCACCACUGGUUGCUCCUGACGAAAUGCUGGCAACUCUUCCUCCUAUUGAUAUUGUGGCGUGCUCGCUGGAUCCAUUACUAGACGAUUCUAUUGAAUUUGCCCGUCGACUGAGGGCCCUAGGUAAAGAAGUCGAAGUCUACAUCCUUGAAGAUCUACCGCAUGGUUUUCUCAACUUUAAUCUUAUCUGCCAAGAAGCAAAGGAAGGAUGUGACUUAUGUAUUGCUUGUAUGAAAAGAACGCUUCUGGGUAAACGGAAUCGCCAUAACAACGACAAAGCGCCAGUGUAUUAACAAUUUUAGCGCCUUUACAUCAAUUAUAACAAAUAAAUUAAUUAGCGAUGAGUAUGAAAUGUAAUGUAAUGAUUAAUUGAUAUGCCAUGCUGGUUAUCAUGGUAUUUUUCAUGAACGUUUAUACAAAAUUCUAUCAAAUUGCAAUAAUUCUAGGAAAACUUUUAACGAAUAUAUUUAUGAUAGUGAAUUUUUAUGAUAUUAAAGGACGAUGUCCAACCGGCAUGCRCCGAGGUCUUGACUCGAUUUAUUCACAUACAGUAAGCCAGUCUAUAGUCAAAUAUUUGUUAAAAUUCUGUAUUUGCAUCCGUCGGUUUUAAGUGAUAUCUUGAUACUUGAACAAUUCGUUGGGGCGCGUAGACAGGAACGGUUGGCAAUGGUCAUUUAAUUCUUAACAUCAGUAAAGAUAAACCUACUAAUUAUUUCAAUCUUAUAUAUUUUUGAAAUAUUACGUUUUUUAAGGUUUUUGAUAGAAUUUAAAAGCCCUAAUACUUAUUACUUGUAGAAUUAUGAAAAUUGAGUGCCUUAUCAAUUAAAUCAGGCAGGCCCGUAGGCUGCCUUAUAAAACUUA